Ipomoea triloba (trilobed morning glory) is the source of this 1133-nucleotide messenger RNA. Its product is annotated as NDR1/HIN1-like protein 6. The record is from RefSeq and is a predicted model, not a curated record. The coding region runs from base 180 to 1007 and encodes 275 amino acids. Gene Ontology annotation, cellular component: plasma membrane. Lineage: Eukaryota; Viridiplantae; Streptophyta; Magnoliopsida; Solanales; Convolvulaceae. The transcript has a single exon.
AGGAAGGAAGCAAGCAAGCAACCCCCCAAAAGCCAGAUUCCCACUUGCAGUGCUUCCCAAGAAUCCAGACCACACUCUUCUUUUCCUCUCUCUCUCUCUCUCUGUCUCUCUCUCUAUAUUCUCCUUUCAUUUCAAUUUCAUAUUCUUGUUUCAUUUCAAUUUCUGGAAAAGUUAAGAAAAUGACUGACAGAGUCCACCCAUCAUCAGCUACUAAGCCAAAUGCCAAUGGCGGAGCCCCCGCCCCAACCGCCGCCGCCGCUAGCGGCGGCGGCGGCGGCGGAAAUCCAGCUAAACCCAAGGUUUACAACCCGAACCGCAUCCCUUACCGGGCCGGGCCGGGUGCGAACCUGCCGACCCGGCGGUGCAGCUGCCGGAGAUGCUUUUGCCUCUGUUGCUUCUGGGCCGUCCUCCUCCUCUGCAUCCUUCUCCUCCUCGCCGCCAUCCUCGGCGCCGCCUUUUACGUGCUCUACCGCCCCCACCACCCCGUCUUCUCCGUCUCGUCCCUCAAGAUUUCCCAAUUCAACCUCACCACCGCCCCCUCCGACGGCACCACGCGCCUCUCCACCCGCCUCAACCUCACCCUCUCCGCCAAAAACCCCGACGCCAAAAUGAUCUACACUUACGACCCCAUCUCCCUCUCCGCCUUCUCCGGCCUAAUCCUACUCGCAAACGGAACCUUCCCGAGCUUCAUCAGCAACCCCGACAACAUCACCAUCAUUCAUUCCACGCUGUCAAUGCCGACCCCGCAGGUGCUCGAUUCGGACUCUUUUUCGGGUCUCAAGUCGGACCUCAAGAGGAAAACCGGGCUGCCCGUCAAGAUCUUGAUGGAUACGAUGGUGCUGGUGAAGCUGGAGAAGAUGAAGAGCAAGAAAGUUGGGAUCCGAGUCACCUGUGAAGGGAUACAUGCCCCGAUCCCCAAGGGCAGAGCUCCAGGGCUGGGUACAACUUCUCAUGCGCGCUGUACCGUUGAUCUUAGAUUCACUCUCUGGAAAUUUAGUUCUAAUUAAAAAUUCAAAAUAAGAAAUAAAAAAAACGGCUCAGAAGAUUGAGGUUUUUGUAUUGUAAUCACAAUUACUACUUCCAUAAUUUGUAGAAUGUGCAUUUCUGUUAUACACAUUCUCGUUUUGUUUUCA